Schistosoma guineensis is the source of this 3766-nucleotide messenger RNA. Lineage: Eukaryota; Metazoa; Platyhelminthes; Trematoda; Strigeidida; Schistosomatidae. The record is from the annotation of a GenBank genome assembly.
GGUGUUUGAAUGGGUUGGGGGUAGUGCAUUUGAAAAAAAACACCUUGUUCUGGGAUAUGGCACUUUGACAACUUUCCCCCUGCUCUUUCCAUGGAUGCCCUAGGUGCAUUGGAAAGAAAGGUGAUAUAUACAGAAGCGUCCAGUAUUUAUGAAGCUAUACGACUCAAUCAAAAGGUAUUCGCGAUUACUUAUUUAUUAGUGUAGGUUAUCUUACUGGAUUCGCGUUCGUUUAUGGUAUAUAAUACCAGUCACAUACAUACUGCUAUAAAUAUAGGUGGUAACAGGGCAUUUCAGAGAAAGUUUUCUCAAAAUCAGGUCCCGUUAGAUUUACUUUUAUGUAAACUGACAAACUUGGAAAACCCUACAGAGUUAAGAAAGUUACCAAUUGUUGUCUACGAUGAGUUUAUCGAUUCUGUAUUGAACCUAAUACCUGGAUGCUUCUUGUUUUCUUUAUUGACGCAAUUGACUCUAAAAUUUCCAGUCGUCUUUCUCCUUAAAGGAGGAUUUUUGGGGUUUCAAGCAUCAUUUCCAGAAUUAUGCUGGAUUAAUACAGAAAAAGUUGCGGGUGAAGAUUUUGCUGAAUAUCACCAGUGUGACUGCCGAUUAGAACAAAUACUAGAUGCCUGCUUAGGUUAUUCAUCUUCUAGUGACUUUUCUAAAAUCUCGGCAUCCGAAUAUGACAUUUUAUCUGCAUUGGCUACGUCCACUCAUCCAACUUCUAUUUCAUCAAUAUCUUCAAUUUCAUCGAAGUCUACUCCAUCUUCUUUCCAAAUUCCAUCGAAGGAACAGUUUUCAGGUGGGAUUUCCAGAACAUUAAGUCCUGAUGUACCUGUGGAUAAUCGUUCAAGAUCGAUUAUAGAAAUGAAAGUUGAUAAUACUGGUAGUACAUUAACUCGUCCGUCUCCAAUUCUGCCACAUUUAAUAUUAGGAAGUCAGGAAGAUGCUAAUUCUCCAACUAUUUGUAAACGUUAUGGAAUUACUCAUAUUCUUAAUGUAUCUCUUGAAGGCAGUAUUCCUUCACAUAUUCCCAGUCAAAAUUUUUAUCAAAUUCCUGUGAACGACAAUUAUACUGAUCUCAUGACACCAUACUUCAAAGAUGCUUUUGCAUUUAUUGAGUCUGCUAAAGCAGCCCAUGGACGAGUUUUGAUUCAUUGUUCAGCUGGAAUAUCUCGGUCACCUACUCUAGCAAUUGCCUAUCUUAUGUAUUCAUGUCGAAUGAAAAUGCAUGAAGCAUACGAUGUUGUUAAAUCUGGACGAAACAGCGUUGCUCCUAAUUUUAAUUUUCUUGGACAGUUGUUGGAGUUUGAGCAUCAACUUCAUGAUUCUGGUUGUAGUGAAGCUUCCAUUCCAAUCGAUAGCACUCCGACUUUUGACAGCCCUGCUAGUUCGUGUUCAAUUCUAAGCAUGUCCGCAGAGAUGCAAAGCUCUUCUAUGUUAAAGUCUGGUCUUCAUUCGUCAUCAUUAUCACUAAAUUUAACUCCAACAUCUCCGAAGGUAUUAUCUAAGAAACGGGAAAGACCAACAUACCUUGGUUUGGAGGCUACUUCAUCUUUUGCAGGAGUUUUAGGAGGAUCUGUUGGAAAAAGUUCGCUACACUGUGGGGGGUCGGUUAGACCAAUUCCUGAGUCUGGAAUAAGCCCAACUGAAGAAAAACGUAGCAGAGUUUCAGCGUUAUUGUCACCUACUCAAUCUUCUAAUCCAUUAUUACCGUCUCCAUGCACUGGUUUGUCUAAGCUAGAGAUAUCUUCACCCUUAGAAGAGUAUCGAUCUUUACUUUCUGUUUCUCGCGCUCCAUCGUCUUUUGUUCCUGGACAUGUGCUUCCGGGUCCUGAAUCUGCCAUACAGAUGCUUAAAUUCAAACCUUUUCUUUCAUCUUAUACAAGUUUACAAACUUUGAAAUUUGAACCAUGCUCAACUGUUAUGCCACCACAUCCCAUCCAAUUAACCGCUACACUUUCACCAGCUAGUAUUCUUAGACUUCGUCGUUCAUCAUCGACAGUUGGUACCGCAAGACCAACUUUGCUUGCUCAGCGUCGUCUUUCUUCACAUGCAAGCGCACCACCGACCCCAAGGCCAGUAUCUACCGACGGAAGUCAUCCAGUUUAUCGUAGUAUUUUGCAUGCACAUGGAGCAUUUCGUUUACCAAGUAACUUGCCAUCAACUAGUUCAUCUAGAGUGAGAGAGCUUAGUCCUUCCACCCCAAUAUCUCAAGAACCAAAGCUUGAAUACGAACAGCUGCAGAAGUGUAAUGCGAAUGUUGUUGGGAAUGAAUCAUUUAAAAGCCAGGUUUCUCCCACAGGUUGUUCAAAAUUUCUUUCAUAUUGUCGAAAACCUAGUCUACCUGUUAAUUUAUUGCGCUCACAUAGCAAUGAAAGCUUAAACAGAAGCUACAUAAAAAGUGACAAAUUUCAGGGUUGUCUCAUUUCAUCAUCUAGAUGUUUCAAUACAUCUAAUCUCAGUCGUAGUGCCCCAUCACAACGUGAUAUAGAUCUAGUCUUUUUUGGGGAUCAGGGUUAUUCGAAUAAUUCCUCUCAUCUCUUUUCUCUACGCAGGUCUUUACCUGUUCCCGGUGAGCUUACUUCAUCGUCUCCAAUGGAUUCAAAGAGAUUCGACCCUGGACAGUUGUCAACUAACCUAAAAUAACCAAUAUUGCUACAACCAUGCGGUUAAUACCAAAAGGUACUAGUGUGGAUACUUCUUGUCGACUUCAACAACAAUCCUUUGUGCAAUCAUCUGGUAGUAGCAGUCCAUCACCAUCGGCUAGCCAUAAUUCACCACAUAACAGUAGUAGUUAUAGUCUAUUCCCAAUUUCUUAAGGAGCAUUUUGUCAACAGUAUUUCCUUCCUUGCUUUUUUCUACAAUCAACAUUUAAAAAACUAGUUUGGUUGGUUCAUUUUCUUUUUUUGCUAAGUAUUUGUAAAUAAAUUUAGUGCAUUUACCGACUAGAACUAAAUCUGUUUGUAUAACGACUAAUAUUACUGCGAUUAAUAACAGCCUUGACUUAUUUUGCUAUCCAGGCUUUUUAAAGGCUUAUGCACAGUGACUGUUUACCACUCUGAUUUUAAGCCUUUUAUUAGGGUGUUAUCGUGCCAAUUUGUCUUGUUUUUUUUCAGUGUUCUCUCCCCACUUUGUUUUCCUUCUUUCCUCAAUGCUUCACCUAUUUAUUUUGUCCGAAUAAUUGAUUACAUGCAUUUUACAACUUUGUUUAUACCUUAAACAUUCCAUCAUUUUAAGUACUACAGUAGUAUCCUUACUGGCUUAGUUAAAAGUGUUCUGGUUGAACAAUUGUUAUAUAUAUGUACAUUGAAAAAUAAACGCACAAAUAAUUCACUUGUGCCUUACAUAAUAUUUUAAUAGUUUACUUGACUGUAAAUAUCCCUGACAUUUUUUCUUUUAAUGUGUACACAUAGGGAAGAACCAGUUUCUUUUUUUGUUUCUUUUUUAAACUUUUUUUUAUUGUACGUCGAACAUUUGUCUUAUACUACCUACCUACUUAUGUACAUGUAUACUAUAUAUACUGUAUUUGUUCUAGGGAUUUUUCGAAUUAAAUCAAUUUGUUUUUUACAAAUUAUCCUCUUUCCUUUUAUCUCAUACUUUUCGUCUAGAAAAUAAAACAGUUGACUGGUAUUUUAGUCGAUAGAUUACUCCUUGUUUGAUAUCCCAAAAGAGAAACUUGUAGGCCAACUAUAUUUCAAUUGGAAAUAUUGCGACGAAAUUCUCCUUUUUUGGAUUUCUCUUAAGUAAUUAAUAAAAUAAAAUUGUUGCC